CCUGAAAUCCGGGAAUAAUGAAGUAAAUGUUAAAAACAACAAAAAUGCGUUUGGAUGCGGUAGUAAAUAUUGUUGUGUUGUUUAUUUUAAACAAUUGCUUUGCUGCUCGAAAUGGAGCAUCACAUGUUAUUAUAUGUGAAGACAGUACAUCAACCUUAGCAUGUAACGUGAAUCACACGCUUCACAUUAGGGCGGCCAUGUUUGGUAGGUCAAUGCUGUCAGUGUGCUCGGACAACGAAACAGAACUUUGCCAAACACCAGAUGCACUUCAUAUAGUACAAGCGUUGUGUGAGGGAAAACUACAGUGUCGUAUACCUGCAACCAAAGUCCUAUUUGGAGAUUCGUGUGGAAACAUCAUGAGCUAUGUCGAAGUAUCCUACACAUGUCAAUAUAUAACAAAUAAUUCCGUCUCAGAUUUCAUAUUAACAAACAACAAAGCUGUAACUUUAGGUUCUUCAAAUAACUUGGUUAUAGCCGUCGGUAUCCUUGCAACUCUCUUUACUGUAGCAACACUAACCCUUGCGAUGAUUGGAAUAAAAGUGUAAGUGUGCAAACAUAUGAC
This is a messenger RNA of Mytilus trossulus (common blue mussel), 562 nucleotides long. Its product is annotated as D-galactoside-specific lectin-like. Gene Ontology annotation, molecular function: carbohydrate binding. The transcript has 4 exons. Lineage: Eukaryota; Metazoa; Mollusca; Bivalvia; Mytilida; Mytilidae. Bases 27 to 545 code for a protein of 172 amino acids. The record is from RefSeq and is a predicted model, not a curated record.